Haemonchus placei is the source of this 720-nucleotide messenger RNA. The record is from the annotation of a GenBank genome assembly. NCBI's taxonomy places the organism in Eukaryota, Metazoa, Nematoda, Chromadorea, Rhabditida, Trichostrongylidae.
AUGAAUGGGAUAAAAUGGCUGCAGCAGCUUGUAUGUGAGCUAACAGCCGUAUUUCAAAUGAAAAUUGUCCAAGUUGAAAGGAAGGAAAAAAACGUUUUACAACGGAGACAAGAUAAAAGCCGUUGUAUUGUCAAAAGUGCUGGCGUUACAUUUAAACAUAGAAGAAACUUUUUUUGCAUACAGGACGAUGCCUGUUGGCAAACCCAGCAUCGCGUUCCGCCCGAGGUCCAGCCGCCUCAAAUAGGGAAGAUCUCGAUUCCAGAGUUCAACGAUCUUCAUGAAGUUCAUAAGACUGUGAUCGUUAACAAACCUCAAUCCUACCAGAAACCAAAAUGGAACGAGUUCCCUGAAGAAGUGACACCGGAAAUCGGAGCUGCGCCGAAGGUUCAUACGCAAGAAUGGAACCCGGUCAAUCAAGUAAGAAUUUACUUUUUUGGGUUCCAGGAGCAGAACGAGGUUGUCAAGUCCACAGGUUGGCAAAGAGAUUCGAAAAUCGAUCGUGUAUGGCCCCCACCGGAAGGAGAAACUAUCACAUCUGUUUACUCAGGUCCUCAGCAUAUGCGACCCGUUCAAUGGCCACCAGCUGAAAGCGAGGAGCAUGCCCAGCAACAGGUGGAAGUUCUACAGAAGCAUAUUCCGGCCAAGAAGAUGGAGUAUCAGUGGCCACCACCACCUCCAGUUUAUCAGGGUGAUUCAGAAACGAAUGGCUUCAGUGCGUGA